Molecule: messenger RNA, 3579 nt
Organism: Peronospora matthiolae
Lineage: Eukaryota; Oomycota; Peronosporomycetes; Peronosporales; Peronosporaceae
Source: the annotation of a GenBank genome assembly
AUGGAGAAUGGUUCGACCUUGUCGAAGCACUUGGAUGCUUUUGACGAGCUUGUUGUCGGCCCCAGACACUUGGAGAAUAAUUCCAAGGACAUUACGCUCAUCGAGGUCAAGGAAAAGCUGCUCAAGGAGCAUGAACGAUUGCAGAGGAAGGAGACUACGGAGAAGGCGUUUCCUGUAAGCAGCAACGGUAGACGGUUCAAGGGAGGCCAAGGUAACGGCCGCAAGGGAAACUAUCUACGGAAAACCAACACCGGAAUUAAAGGCAAGUGCUUUAAGUGUGGUCUAGUCGGACACUAUAAGCGGGACUGCCUGAAGCGUAGCAAUGGCGAGGAAAAAGGUGCUGUGUUUGCUGCUGGUGAGUUGCAAUGCGAAGAAUGGCUUAUCGACAGCGGGGCUACGUCGCACAUGACACCACAUCGGAGCGAUCUAUUUGAGUACAAGGAGUUGAAGACUGGUCAACAAGUCUCUAUCGCUGAUGGCAAGAAGCUGCAGGUAGCUGGAGUGGGAACAGUCAAGCUGAAAGGUCUAGACGGUCGACGGAUCAUGAUGGUCGAUGUCAUGCACAUACCAGGACUUGACAAACGAUUGCUGUCCGUUGGCAAACUGGCAGGACGAGGCAUGAGGGUGGAGUUUCAAAGCUCGUCCUGCAUCAUUUGGAGUGCCAAGCACGCGAUUGCAAGCGGCAAGAAGAUUGGCAAGGCGUACUUCCUGGAUUGCGAACAAGAAGAAGCCCGGCUUGUAGAAUACGCAGGGGCUGAAAGUGAGUGGGAGCUUUGGCACGCUUGCUUGGGAUACCCCGGAAGAUCUGGUAUGGACAAGACACAGCGCGCUACGAGUGGUAUGCCGGAGGUAAAGCAGGGCAUCGAGAAGCUGUGCAGUGGAUGCAUGAAGGGCAAGCUGACGAUCGAUACAUUCCCGUCUCAAUCGCUAACAAGGACGUCACGUGUGUUGGAACUAGUACACACGGACGUGAUGGGACCGAUGAAGACGGUCUCAAAGGGUGGUGCACGACUCGUAUUGACAUUUGUAGACGACUACUCAAGAUUUGUGGCAGCGUACUUCAUGAAGCACAAGAGCGAGGUGGCCGCAAGGCUUAGCGAGUUCAAGGCUUUCUAUGAGAAUCAAUGGGGCAAGCACUUGAAGUGUAUACGGUCGGAUAACGGGACGGAGUUUGUCAACAAGAAGAUUGCCCAUAUAUGCGCCCGUAAUGGUAUCAUGCACCAGCGGACAGUACCAUAUAGUCCGCAACAGAACGGCGUUGCGGAACGCAUGAAUCGCACUAUCAUGGAGAAGGCAAGGAGCAUGCUGUACUACAAGGGUAUCGACAUGCAGUGGUGGGCAGAGGCGGUCAGUACGGCUGUGUACUUGAUCAACAGAUCCACAAACUCUGCAAAUUCGGACGUAACACCGUUCGAGGUUGGUUUCAAGAUGAAGCCGAGUAUUGAGCAUUUGCGUGUGUUUGGAUCGCAAGGGUAUGCUCACAUUGACGACGCCAAGAGGACGAAGCUCGAACCAAAGAGUUACCGGUGUAUGUUCCUCGGAUAUGCGGAGAACACCAAGGGAUACAGGGUGUUCAAUCUGGAAAGGUCGAAGGUUGUCAUAUCGCGCUCCGUAAAGCUGGACGAGCGGGAAGUUGAAGGCAUAUACGACACGGUGGUACCAGAUAAAGUACCAGUCGUCAAUUAUAUUAGGGACACUGAUGAAGCAGUGAUUCCGGUGAUUCGUCCGUAUGAUGGAGACGAGACGAUGGAAGAUGUCGAAGAAAGCGCUCCUGAUGUCGAGAUGGACGAGAUAGAAUCGGCUCCAUUCGAAAUAGGUAUCAUCAUACCUCAAGUACUCGAUCCAGAAACUCAAGAACCAAGAGGCGAUGAGAUAACGGGAUAUCAAGCUCCGAGACAAGCUUUUCAGGAGGACAGGUUGGUAUUUCAGCCGGAGAUAAAUCGGACAAGACGCUCACGAGACAGAAUGCUGCUGCUUGAGAAUGGGAAUAGCAGUGAAGACACGUCAGAAGGUAGCGAUGGACCACCUUCUCCAAAGCAAGCAAGAAUUGAUGACGAAGGUCUCAUUACAGAGGCUGUAUUAGCCUAUGCUGCAAGCGUUGGCGAGGCGGACGACGCUCCAUCAACAUACAGCCAAGCGUUAAAAGGCGAAGACAACAGCAAGUGGAUUCAAGCGAUGCAAGCGGAGCUCAAGGCGCACGCCGAUAACGGGUCCUGGACACUGUACCAAAACGGCAAGACAUUCGACCAAUCGGGUGCAGAUGGAUAUUCGCUAAGAAGCGAAACGAACACGGACAAGUGGGUUGUGCUAGCUGUGGUGGUGACAAAGGGAUACGUCACUGAGCAGCUGGACGUAGACACGGCGUUCUUGAACAGUGAUCUCAAGGAAGAGGUGUACAUGGAAGUGCCAAAUGGCAUAGCUAAUGCGGAGAAGAUGAUGUGCAAGUUGGACAAGGCAAUCUACGGUCUCAAGCAGGCUGCAAGUGCGUGGAACAAGACAAUCCAUGCUAAAUUCUUACAGAUCGGAUUUCGUAGCAGCGGAGCAGAUCAGUGUAUCUACGUCAAGCAUCAAGAUGACAACUAUGUCUAUGUUUGUCUCUACGUCGACGACAUGAUCAUCGCCGCCAAGACCAGCAGGGAGAUUCAAGAGGUCAAGACAGCACUCAAGAGCUCAUUUCGUAUGAAGGAGCUAGGCAAGGCUAAAUUUAUUCUUGGCGUGGAGAUUGAUCAUGACCACAACUGCAGUAAGCUGAUGAUUCGACAGACUCGAUACAUCGAUGAUGUGGCCAGCCGUUUUAAUCAAGAGGACGCAAAGACAGUGGUCAACCCAUGCGAGUCCGGCCUGAAGCUGUCAAAGAAACAAUCCCCAACGACGGAUGUCGAUAGAGCAGAAAUGCAGUCAAAGCCGUACAGGUCACUGAUCGGAUGUUUGCUAUACAUCACGACAUGUACGCGCCCAGAUGUGAUGUAUGUCAUCACGCAGUUAUCAAGGUUUUUGGAGAAUCCAGGUCAGCAACAUUGGAAGGCAGCCAUUCGUGUUCUUCGGUAUCUCAAGACGACAAGAGACUACGGGAUAAUCUACGACGGCAGCGCUAGCAAAGUAACAGCUACAGCGUAUACGGACGCGGACUGGGGUAGCAACAUCGAUGAUCGACGCUCCGUGUCAGGGAUAAUGGUGAUCAUCGGUGGCGCACCAGCCAUAUACAAGUCCAAGUAUCAACGCACGGUGGCUCUAAGCUCUGCUGAGGCAGAGUACAUGGCUUUAAGCCUGUGUACACAGGAAGUGUUAUGGGUUCGUGCGCUGCUUAAGGAUCUAGGUCACGAGCAAGUGGGAGCAACGUGGGUCUGGGAAGACAAUCAAGGAGCAAUUGGGCUUGCCAGCAAUGCCAGCUACAAUGUCAGAACUAAGCACGUUGACAUUCGUCACCACUUCAUCCGGGAGAAUGUGGCCCACGAUAUCAUCAUGGUCAAGUACAUCUCCAUUAUGGACCAAUUGGCCGACAUGCUAACGAAGGCUCUGGGGACCAAGCGACUGAACUAUUUGAUACAAGCAAGCUGCAUUGGACCCAAGGGCAUUUAG